Carassius auratus (goldfish) is the source of this 3930-nucleotide messenger RNA. RefSeq names its product G-protein coupled receptor 176-like. The transcript has 3 exons. Gene Ontology annotation, biological process: G protein-coupled receptor signaling pathway. The coding region runs from base 1440 to 3080 and encodes 546 amino acids. NCBI's taxonomy places the organism in Eukaryota, Metazoa, Chordata, Actinopteri, Cypriniformes, Cyprinidae. The record is from RefSeq and is a predicted model, not a curated record. Gene Ontology annotation, molecular function: G protein-coupled receptor activity. Gene Ontology annotation, cellular component: plasma membrane.
GAUCCUCUCUUUGCAAACCUCCAGUGGUACUUAUUGCUAACCUUUUAGAGAGCACUGUGAUAAGGACACCCUCCAGCGGUCUGUGCUGUUUAACCCGGACUACUUAAGAUGAAGCUCUUAAGAGUUCUUGCAUGUGGAUUCAGUGGAAAAGAUUAUUUUUAUAUUUGCAGAAGAGCUGUUACUAUAAUCUGCAGUGCAUGACAUUUCCAUGAACUGAUGAUUGUGUUCUUGAGUGGGGAAUCACAGAAUAAUUUAAAUAUUAACUGUGAUCUGUGCUGUGAUUAUUUAGGCUGGUAUAGUUUGGAAUUAGGUGAAACCAAAACGGCCCUAGAAAACAACACACACUUUUUUAACUGGACUUUUGACUCUAUACCUUCUAGUUAGGUACUGUGUCCUUGUGUGACAACUUGCCCCAGUCUCAUUUCAUGCAGGCAUUAGAGAUUCCUCAUGUGUUGUCUAAAAUCUCCUCUGACCAAUGACCACUAGCUUUACUAUUACAGAACAAGAAAACAAAUGCAACACGUAGACAAAUACAGUGUGAGGUUUGCACAUUCAGUAGAUAUAGCGUACUGCAAGGAACUAGUUUAACGUGAUAUAGGCCUACAUGCUGGCGUUUUGCUCACUGGAUGAAUUGUUUACUUCACAAUAAUGAAAAGUGCUCAAACAACGUUUUUUUCCUCCCGUGGAUUCGUUGCAGUGAGUGUCUGAAUACACUCAAUCCAAACCUCUGCUUCAAAAUCUCACGCGCAUCUCGAAGACGCCGUGACGGACGGACACGGUGACGUUUUAUUGUAAGCGCCCACCGUUCAUUUGAAGAAAUAAAGCGCUAUUGUCACUCGUGCUGAAGCCCAGUUGUCAGAUCGCACACUGACUCGAUAUUUAGCGAGAUAUGCGUUUACCAAAAAUCGUUUUUGACUCUUGGAUAUGGCUAUGAUCAUUCAUAACGAUCUCAUACGGGUAUGUUGGUAAUUUCUCUCUCUACGGCUUAUCGUAGCUACACUGUUUAGACAUUAUUAUUAGAAUUCAGUUGCAUAUUUUAUAACCCAAUGCUCGCGAAAUAUUGUAUAAAACCCGUAUUAUUUUAUGUUCGUCUAUUCACACGGCUAGUGAAAUGAAGUUGAGUUGUGAGACGCGAGAUGAGUCGCCGUCACUGUCGUAUCGCUCCAUCAAUGACACCGUAUAUGAGAUCUGUACGGUGUAAUCGAAAUUAUGCCAAAUCUGCCAUGUGCAGUCCUGUAUGGGGUAUUUUAUUAUUGCGAACGAUCUCCGUCCAGCGUUUUUUAAAAUAUGUUUUGCGUUUUCGAUCAUUUUGAGGGACUGGAGAAAACUCGCGAGUUAAUCAUGUUGGUCACAACAUCAUAACGCUCGAGCAUUGUUCACCAAUAACGUGCGCGCGGCGAGACCAGAGCCGAAGGAUUCGCGUGGCGCCUCAGAUAUGAAUGAUGAUGGAGGCGGAUAACGCGGAGAGCUGGUUUCCUCUGUCAGAAAACGGAAGCACAAGUUUAAACGCAUCUAACCUGGGGUUCCUAAACGCGUCGUCUCCGGUGGGUCUGUGGGGUGAUGCUCAGGAUAAAGAGGUGACACAACUGGAGGAGAUCCUGCACGCGCAGGAAAGAGCCUACAAAGAUUUCACUACCACCAUUCAAGUUUUCAUCCUCAUCGGCUCCCUUUUGAGCAAUGCUGCAGUGCUGUGGUGUACUUGUUACACCAAUGUCUUCAAAUCUGUCACAAAUCUCUUCAUCAAGAACCUGGCAUGUUCUGGGAUUUGUGCUGGGUUGGUGUGUGUGCCCUUUGACAUAGCCUUGAGCGCCAGUCCACUAUGCUGCCUAUGGGUCCAUACACUCCUGCUGUGCAAAGCCAUCAAGUUCCUACACAGGCUUUUCUGCUCUGCCACUGUGCUCAGCUUUGCUGUCAUCGCCCUGGAUAGGUACUACUCAGUGUUGUAUCCUCUGGAGAGAAAGAUAUCAGAUGCCAAAUCCAGAGACCUGGUUAUCUACAUCUGGGUACAUGCGGUGGUGGCCAGUGCCCCUGUUUUUGCCAUAAGCAAUGUGACGGAUGUCUACGCCACCUCUUCCUGUUCUGAUGGCCAAUCACUUGGACAUCUGGUUUACAUGAUCACAUACAGUAUCACCACACUCAUUUUGCCACUAGCAGUGGUGUUUCUAGCCAUGGCACUAAUCCGCCGCGCACUAAGCACCAGCCAGAAGAAGAAAGUGAUCAUUGCAGCACUGCGCACCCCACAGAACGGCAUUUCCAUCCCGUAUGUGUCUCAGCGCGAGGCUGAACUUCAUGCCACUCUGUUAUCCAUUGUUCUAGUCUUUGCACUGUGCAGCAUUCCCUAUGCUGCUCUGGUCAUAUACCGUUCAGUGCUUGGAGCUGCUAAAGCCUCGUCUUGGUUACAACUGACCGCCGUGUGGCUGCCAAAGGUCUCUCUUCUCACCAACCCACUGUUUCUUCUCACAGUAAACCGCUCUGUGCGGCGUUGCCUUCUUGAUAUGCUAGUACGCUUGCAUCGACGCUAUAGCCGAAGAAACAUGGUCAGCAUUGGGGGUCUGGCUGAAGGAGGGCCACUAGAGGGCGAUACUGGGGUUCGCUCUGGUAGUCAACUCCUGGAGAUGUUCAAUAUCGGCCAACAACAGAUCUUCAGACCAAACGAGGACGAAGAAGAUGAGAAUGACAUUUCCUCUGUGGCCUCUGCCAACAUUCAACCCAAAGAUGAAGGACAGGGUGGAAAUGGAGGGGUGGCAAGAGAGCUGCGUCAGCCGCAGUCAGGGGACGUGAAAAAAGAAGAGGGCUUAGUGUUACCAAAACAUUCUCCUAUUCAGUCAUGUGCCUAUUCCUCUUCACAGGUCGCCCCGGUGACUCCCACAGACCCCGAGGAUACAACACAGUUUGGUUUUGGGCCAUUUGAGUUGCCUCCACAGUGGCUACCUGAAACCAGGAACAGUAAGAAAAGACUCCUUCCUCCCCUGGGUAACACACCAGAGGAGCUGAUCCAGACCAAGCAGCCCAAAGUUCGGCCCGAGAGACGCAUCAGUAGAAACAAUAAAGUUAGUACCUUCCCCAAUGUAGAUCCAUGAAAAAGAGUGCAGUAGACCAAAUCGUAAAAAGCCAAAAAUGAAGAUUGGUUGUGUUUUAUAUCUAAAGUUAUUUUGACAUGAUCUUCUAUGUGAGUGCAGAACAAUGAAGGACAUGGAGAGUAUUUGUUUACAGUAGAAAGUAGGAGGGGUUUACAUGCUCUCAUGCUGUCUAUUUGGACAAUUUAAUAGAUAUCCCUUCAUCUACUGACAACAAGAAAUUGAUCUUUCAGAGGAAAUUCAAGAAAAAACAUAAGGUAGGCAUGGACUGUAUGACAUUUGUUUUGUUGGAAUGGUCAAUAAAAUUACAAUCACAAUCAAUUUUUUGUAGAUACGUUUGCUGUGUUGAAUUUGACUAAUGUGCCCUGCUUUACUUUUAUUUACCAUAAUCUAUCUCACAUAGCUUGAACAGCUAGUUAAAAAACGAAUGUAUUGCACUCAAAAUUAAAAUAUUAUUAAUUAUAAAUGAACUUUCAUGUACACUACCAUUAGAAAGUUUUUUUUAUGUUUUUGAAAAUGUCCUAAUGCAUCUCACAUGUAUGCAAAGCGUGUGCAAAGAUUUCUUACAUGACAGUUAUUUGAAGAAAAAAAAACCUUCUCUUUCAAUCUUAUCUGUCCAAUUGUAAAAUAAAUAUUAGGUAUUUAAAAAGGUUCUUAAAUGCUGACGAUAAAGGGACACAUCUAUUUCAUGUCAUUGGUUCAUUAAAUCUCUUCUUGACCAAUAUUCAGUAUAUACAAAUAUCUAUCUUCAUUAAACACAUUUUCACUCAGUUAAUCACCUUUCAUGGCAAAAGCAAAGCUAAAGAUUAAGCACUUGCAUGUGACUGAAAGGGAAAUAAAAUGUAUUCAAGAA